AUGUUGGUGCUUCGGUGCAGGCAUGGAACCUCUUUUCCUAAACUAGACAACUUGGUACCAAAAGGAAAAAUGAAGAUUCUCCUGGUCUUUCUAGGGCUUCUUGGUAAUUCUGUUGCUAUGCCAAUGCACAUGCCCCGAAUGCCUGGAUUUAGCAGUAAAAGUGAGGAGAUGAUGCGGUAUAAUCAAUUCAACUUUAUGACCCUCCCACAUUUGGCACACCUGGGGCCCUUCUUUGGAACCGGUCUCCCUCAGCAAUUUCCACAGUACCAGAUGCCCAUGUGGCCUCAGCCACCACCAUGGCACCCACAGAAACCCUCAGGACAAAAACGUCAUAACAAGACUGAUCAGACCCAAGAAACCCAGAAACCAAACCAGACUCAGUCAAAAAAGCCACCACAAAAGCGGCCUUUGAAGCAGCCAUUGCAUACUCCAGCCCAGCCCGAAGAGGAAGCUCAGCCACCUCAGUGGUUUUCUCCUGUGUUCACUGUGUUUUUCACUUCUCAGAGGUUACCGCCACCAGGUUAUGGACGCCCACCAGCCAGCAAUGAAGAAGGCGGGAAUCCUUACUUUGGAUAUUUUGGAUAUCAUGGCUUUGGGGGUCGCCCUCCUUAUUAUUCAGAAGAAAUGUUUGAACAAGAUUUUGAAAAACCCAAAGAAGAAGAUCCUCCUAAAGCAGAAAGUCCAGGCACAGAACCCACAGCUAAUUCAACAGUUACUGAGACGAAUUCUACCCAAUCAAAUCCUAAAGGGAGUCAGGGCGGAAAUGACACCAGCCCCACAGGAAACAGUAUCCCAGGACCGAACACUGGGAACAACCCUCCAGCUCAAAAUGGGAUUGUCCCACUCCCUGCAGUCAACACUUCAGGCCAGGGAGGGCCAGGAAGUCAAAUCCCAUGGAGACCAAGUCAGCCAAAUAUUCGUGAAAAUCAUCCAAAUCCUAAUAUAAGAAAUUUUCCUUCGGGAAGACGGUGGUAUCCCACUGGUACUGCCAUGGGGCACAGACAGAAUGGGCCUUUUUACAGAAAUCGACAAGUUCAAAGGGGUCCUCAGUGGAACUCCUUCGCUUGGGAAGGUAAACAAGUAGUUCGUCCAGGAAAUCCAGUUUAUCACAAAGUUUACCUUUCUACUUCAAGAGGCAAUUAUCCCAAUUAUGCAGGAAAUCCAGCAAAUCUCAGAAGAAAGCCUCAGGGGCCAAAUAAACACCCUAUGGGAACUAAUGUUGCCCCAGUUGGUCCCAAACAUGGCCCUGUUGUUCACAAUGAAAAAAUCCAAAAUCCAAGGGAGAAGCACCUGGGUCCAAAAGAACAAAUAAUAGUUCCUACAAAGAAUCCAACCAGCCCCGGGAGAAACUCUCAACAGUAUGAAGUUAAUAAAUCAAAUUAUAAACUGCCUCACUCUGAGGGUUAUACACCAGUCCCAAAUUUUAAUUCUGUUGAUCAACAUGAAAACUCCUAUUACCCAAGAGAAGAUUCCAGAAAAGUACCAAAUUCUGAUGGACAAACCCAAAGCCAGAUUUUGCCCAAAGGGAUGGUUUUAGAGCCAAGAAGGAUCCCAUAUGAAUCAGAAACUAAUCAGCCAGAAUUAAAGCACAGCGCAUAUCAGCCUGCUGUACACCCUGAGGAAAUCCCUUCUGCAAAAGAACAUUUUCCUGCUGGAAGAAAUACUUGGGACCACCAAGAAAUCUCUCCACCUUUUAAGGAACAUCCUGGGAGGCAAGAAGAACAUUUACCCCAUCCUUCCCAUGGUUCUAGAGGAAGGGUUUUCUACCCUGAAUAUAACCCCUAUGAUCCCAGGGAAAACUCACCAUACCGUAGAAGCAAUAUAUGGGAUGAGAGAGAUGAUUCUCCCAAUACUAUGGGGCAAAAAGAAAGUUCACUCUACCCCAUAAAUACCCCAGACCACAAGGAGACAGUCCCUUAUAAUGAAGAAGACCCAAUUGAUCCAACUGGAGAUGAAGUCUUUCCUGGACAAAAUAGAUGGGGUGAAGAGUUGAGCUUCAAAGGGGUCCCAACAGUUAGGCACUAUGAAGGUGAACAAUAUACCUCAAAUCAGCCAAAGGAAUAUCCUCCCUAUUCUUUAGACAAUCCAUCAAAACCAAGGGAGGAUUUUUAUUAUAGUGAAUUCUACCCAUGGAACCCGGAUGAGAAUUUUCCAUCAUAUAAUACAGCUCCUACUAUGUCACCACCUACAGAGAGCAGGGGUUACUAUGUUAAUAAUGCCGUUAGACCAGAAGAAAGCAAUCUAUUUCCUUCAUGGAAUUCCUGGGACCACAGGAUACAAGCCCAAGGUCAGAAAGAAAGAAGGCCAUAUUUUAACAGAAAUAUCUGGGAUCAGGCAACACAUUUACAAAAAGCCCCAGCUAGGCCACCAGACCAGAAAGGUAACCAGCCCUAUUCCAGUAACACCCCAGUUGGGCUUCAGAAAAAUCCAAUGUGGCAUGAAGGUGAGGAUUUGAACUAUGGCAUGCAAAUGACUAGGAUGAAUUCUCCAGAGAGAGAACAUUCAUCUUUCCCUGACUUCAUCCCACAAAGUUAUCCAUCAGGUCAAAAAGAGGCACAUUUAUUUCACCUAAGCCAGAGAGGCUCUUGCUGUACUGGUAGCUCCACAGGGCCCAAGGACAAUCCACUAGCUCUACAAGACUACACUCCAUCCUAUGGUCUUGCACCUGGGGAGAACCAAGACACCAGUCCUCUGUAUACAGAAGGUAGUCAUAGCAAGCACACAAGACAUAUCAUCUCCCCAACAAGCACCCUACCAGGCCAAAGAAACAGCUCAGAGAAGAUGGAAAAUGAAAACCCUUUUAGAGAUGAUGUGUCCACUCUGAGGAGGAACACACCAUGUUCUAUAAAUAAUCAACUGGGCCAAAAGGGAAUUAUGCCAUUUCCUGAAGUCGAUUCCCUUCAAGCAAAGAAUACACCUUGUCUCAAAAAUGAUCUUGGAGGAGAUGGGAACAACAUUCUGGAACAAAUUUUUGAAGACAACCAGCUCAAUGAAAGAACUGUUGACCUUACUCCUGAGCAGCUUGUUAUUGGUACACCUGAUGAAGGCUCCAAUCCAGAAGGCAUCCAAAGUCAAGUCCAAGAAAAUGAGAGUGAGAGACAGCAACAAAGACCAUCUAACAUCCUGCAUUUGCCAUGCUUUGGCUCCAAAUUAGCAAAGCAUCACUCUUCCAGCACUGGAACUCCAUCUAGCAAUGGAAGGCAAAGCCCAUUUGAUGGGGAUUCAAUUAUGCCUACUGAAAAUCCUAACACAUUGGUUGAGUUAGCUACUGGGGAACAAUUUAAGAGUACAAAUGCAGACCCACUUGAUGCAGGCGAACACAGUCCAUUUGAAUUCCUUCAAAGAGGGACCAAUGCAGAGGACCAGGUACAAGACUGCUUACUACUUCAGGCCUAA
Mandrillus leucophaeus (drill) is the source of this 3396-nucleotide messenger RNA. RefSeq names its product enamelin (gene ENAM). The transcript is spliced from 7 exons. The record is from RefSeq and is a predicted model, not a curated record. Lineage: Eukaryota; Metazoa; Chordata; Mammalia; Primates; Cercopithecidae. The coding region runs from base 1 to 3396 and encodes 1131 amino acids.